CGCCCAACCGGAAGCCUUCCUUUAACGACUUCAGUUUUUCCUGCAUCGGUUCUCUUCUGUGAACGGCCCGAAAACAUAGAAGUCCGGUGCCCGGUAAAUUUGCCUGACAGUGAGGAAAGCUAGCACCCUUGUACGCUUAAUAUGGCGGCGAUGAGUAACGUUACCGACAGUGUGUCGACUGCUGGAAGCUGAACGAAGAGUUGAUAACCGCAUCCGAAGAGCGGAAGUUGUUCAACCAAAACACUCCGAGUGGACAAGACGGUUUCCCAUUUCUUGUCCUGUGCAGUGUGCAGAGAAGAGCUCCGUGGAGUUUAGGAGUUUGAAUAACUAAACAGGCACCUCGGCAGACAGGUGCUAUGAGCAGUGAGCUGAACGUGCCGAUGGGUUCCCCGGCCCCAGGGGCCUCAGAGCGGGCUUCAGACGGCGGGGGGAUGGACUACAGGGACUGGGUGAGACGCAGUUACCUGGAGCUGGUCAGCUCCAACCACCACUCGGUGCAGGCCCUGUCCUGGAGGAAACUCUACCUGAGCCGGGCCAAGCUGAAGGCCUCCAGCAGGACCUCGGCACUGCUCUCUGGCUUCGCAAUGGUGGCCAUGGUGGAGGUGCAGCUGGAGAUGCAGUACAGUUACCCUCCUGUGCUCCUCGUUGCCUUCAGCGUGUGCACCACCGUGCUGGUGGCGGUGCACCUCUUCGCUCUGCUGAUCAGCACCUGCAUCCUGCCCAACGUGGAGGCCGUCAGCAACAUCCACAACCUCAACUCGGUCAGCGAGUCGCCCCACGAGCGCAUGCACUACUUCAUCGAGCUGGCCUGGGGCUUCUCCACGGCCCUGGGCAUCCUGCUGUUUCUAGCCGAGGUGGUGCUCCUCUGCUGGAUCAAGUUCCUGCCCGUAGACUCCGGCGGGGCCCGAAAGGUAACCGCCUGCUGCACCACAACGGCCGCUGCCGGCGCCACGCCCACGACACCCCCACCCGUGUCGCGGAACAGCGGCUGGCAGGCUGCGCUGGCAUCCACCAUCAUCAUGGUCCCAGUGGGGGUGAUUUUUGUGGUGUUCGCCGUUCACUUCUACCGCUCUCUGGUGGGCCACAAGACGGAGCGUCACCACCAGGAGAUCGAGGAACUGCACAAGAUAAAGGUGCAGCUCGACGGCCACGAGAGAGGCCUCCAGACUGUGUGAUAACAUGGCCGCAGCCUUCAGGACUUCCCUCUGUGUGUCAUUGUGUAUCUCUUCUGUGACAUUUGUCCUGGUCAUUGUUAAUGCCUUGCUUGGACUGGUAGGCAGUGAGCUUUGAAGCUCCUCACUUUGCAGCACAGACAGCCAGUACAUGUCAGAGUGCUAAUUUAUUCUUAAGAUGCGUUGUAGGACCUUGUGUCUGUUUUUUAGAUCUGUUAUAGGCGUCGGUCAAGGAUAAUGUAAAAGGUUUACAGAAAAAGGGCUAUUAUGUUCUGUGUGCCAUUGUUUUGUUUUUUUUUAUUAUUUUGAGCCAUGUCUGUGUUUUCAUGGUAGGGUGUGGUGACGAAAGUGGGUUACAUUUUGGAUCUGGUUCCACCUCGGCAAAAUACCUGGAUUCACCGUGAGGCUAACAAAUCUCUUAUUGAAUCUUGUAUCUCCCCUCACGCCUUGCUAGCAAAGAGCUGCCAUCACUCUCGCCAGAGGAAAUGGUGAAUGCCAUAAGUAUCUUGCCAUAAUGCCACAAUAUGUAACGUGACUUGUUUGAUUAUUGUGCUCACUGUAAGCUGGUUUCUGUGCUCAGACAAAGAUGUGUUUGUUAGAGAAAGAAGAACCACUCUAACAACAGGAUUCAGGAUCCAGGAUCAAAGCUGAUUACAGAUCUGGUAGAAUAUAAUUGCGAUUAUUUCGGUCAAUAUUGAAAUCACGAUAAUUUAACACGAUUACUCGUUGACUUCUGGAAAGAUGUUGCAAUUAUUGAACUUAAAAACUGGAAAAAGUUAAAUAAAUCAACAGUAAAAAAAACACAACUGUGAAAAUUGCCUUAAUACUUAUUCUUUGUAAACUUUAUUAUUUCAUUCAGAACACAAGAGAAAAUAAGAGUUUACUUGCAAAUGUAACGUGCAUAAUGAGCUAAAUAAUUGUUUUUCUCGAUUA
Perca fluviatilis (European perch) is the source of this 2105-nucleotide messenger RNA. It is a transcript of the gene orai2, whose product is annotated as ORAI calcium release-activated calcium modulator 2. The record is from RefSeq and is a predicted model, not a curated record. Gene Ontology annotation, cellular component: membrane. The transcript is spliced from 3 exons. Gene Ontology annotation, molecular function: store-operated calcium channel activity. Gene Ontology annotation, biological process: store-operated calcium entry. The coding region runs from base 357 to 1175 and encodes 272 amino acids. NCBI's taxonomy places the organism in Eukaryota, Metazoa, Chordata, Actinopteri, Perciformes, Percidae.